AUGGCCGCCGAGAAGCUCCGGGAUUUGAGUCAGCCGAUUGAUGUUCCCCUCCUGGACGCCACAGUCUCCGCCUUCUAUGGCACCGGAUCUAAGGAAGAGAGAAAUGCUGCUGAUCAGAUUCUGCGUGACUUGCAAAACAAUCCCGAUAUGUGGCUCCAAGUCAUGCAUAUUUUACAAAAUACUCAAAAUAUGAAUACCAAGUUCUUUGCCUUACAGGUUCUAGAAGGUGUAAUUAAGUAUAGAUGGAAUGCAUUACCUGUUGAGCAGCGAGAUGGAAUGAAAAAUUUCAUCUCUGAUGUUAUUGUACAGCUUUCUAGCAAUGAUGCUUCAUUUCGAGCUGAAAGGUUGUAUGUCAACAAACUCAAUAUUAUAUUAGUUCAGAUUUUGAAGCAUGAGUGGCCAGUAAGAUGGCGCAGCUUUAUUCCUGAUCUUGUCUCAGCAGCUAAAACAAGUGAAACUAUUUGUGAGAAUUGUAUGGCUAUAUUGAAACUUUUGAGUGAAGAGGUUUUUGAUUUUUCAAGAGGAGAGAUGACGCAGCAGAAGAUAAAAGAGCUUAAACAAUCAUUGAACAGUGAAUGUCAACUCAUACAUGAGUUAUGCUUUUAUGUGUUAUCGGCAUCCCAAAGGACUGAACUCAUACGUGCGACUCUAUCUACAUUGCAUGCCUUUUUAUCAUGGAUUCCCUUGGGUUAUAUAUUUGAAUCACCAUUGGUGGCAUCCCUUGAAUAUGGGGGGUAUUAUGAUGUCCAGUAUGUCAAGAUGUAUAACAUAUUCAUGGUCCAAUUGCAGAGUAUACUCCCACCAACUACCAAUAUACCAGAGGCAUAUGCACAGGGUUCAAGUGAGGAACAAGCAUUUAUACAGAAUCUAGCACUUUUCUUCACAUCCUUUUAUGGGGCAAGUUUCAUCUUUUCUGUAUAUUGUUCUUCAGGUUAUUUUAUUCACAUUCGCAUCCUUGAAUCCACUCAAGAGAAUAUAGCUGCUUUGCUGUUGGGCCUUGAAUAUCUUAUCAACAUAUCUUAUGUGGAUGAUACUGAGGUUUUUAAGGUCUGUUUGGACUACUGGAAUUCCUUGGUAUCGUGGCUGUUUGAACCACACCGAAGUUUGGACAAUCCUGCAGCUUCUGCAACCAUGAUGGGACUUCAGGUACCAGCAAUGCUCCCUGGUAUGGUUGAUGGACACAAUUCUCAGCUUCUUCAGCGCCGGCAGCUGUAUGCUGGUCCCAUGUCAAAGCUGAGAAUGCUUAUGAUCUGUCGCAUGGCAAAGCCUGAAGAGGUUCUCAUAGUUGAAGAUGAAAAUGGGAACAUUGUUCGCGAAACCUUGAAGGAUAAUGAUGUGCUUGUCCAGUACAAGAUUAUGAGAGAGACCCUUAUUUAUUUGUCGCAUCUUGACCAUGACGAUACUGAAAAGCAGAUGCUGAGGAAAUUAAGUAAACAGCUUAGUGGUGAGGAUUGGACAUGGAACAAUUUAAAUACACUCUGCUGGGCUAUAGGUUCUAUAUCUGGUUCUAUGAUGGAAGAACAGCCUGUUUGUUCAAAAUCAACGUAUGUAGUGGGCCAGUAUCCAAGGUUUUUAAGAGCUCAUUGGAAAUUCCUUAAAACUGUUGUGAAUAAGUUGUUUGAGUUUAUGCAUGAGACCCAUCCUGGAGUUCAGGAUAUGGCCUGUGACACAUUUCUGAAAAUAGUCCAGAAGUGCAAGCGCAAAUUUGUGAUCACGCAGGUUGGGGAAAAUGAACCAUUUGUGUCUGAGCUUCUGACAGGCCUUCCCAACACCAUUAUGGAUCUUGAACCCCAUCAAAUACAUUCUUUCUAUGAAUCUGUUGGUCACAUGAUUCAGGCAGAGUCUGAUGCACAAAAGAGAGAUGAAUAUCUUCAGCGGUUGAUGGAGCUCCCAAAUCAGAAAUGGAUGGAAAUUAUAGGGCAGGCGCAUCAAAAUGUUGAAUUUUUAAAGGAUCAGGAUGUAAUUCGGACAGUGCUUAAUAUAUUGCAGGAAGUUAAUAAGGAAGCAUCGUGGCAGGCAACGAGUACAAGUGUUGCAUGUUCUUUGGGGACAUAUUUCUUGCCCCAAAUCUCGAUGAUUUUUUUGGACAUGUUGAACGUGUACAGAAUGUAUAGCGAGCUUAUUUCAAAAAGUAUUACAGAAGGGGGACCUUUUGCAUCUAGAACAUCCUACGUGAAACUUCUUCGUUCGGUGAAGAGGGAGACACUUAAGCUGAUUGAGACAUUCUUGGAUAAGGCAGAAGACCAACCACAAAUUGGUAAACAAUUUGUGCCUCCAAUGAUGGAUCCUGUUCUUGGAGAUUAUGCAAGGAAUGUUCCUGACGCAAGGGAAUCAGAGAGUGGUGAUUUCUUUGCUAUUUUAGAUAUGAUCAGCAUGUGUCAUUCAUCUCUCUGUCUCUCUUCCAGAUAUAAAUCUGCAAUGAUUGAAGAUGUACCUCGCAUAUUUGAAGCUGUCUUUCAGUGCACACUUGAGAUGAUUACCAAAAAUUUCGAAGAUUACCCAGAGCAUCGCCUCAAGUUCUUCUCUCUACUUCGAGCCAUAGCUACUCAUUGUUUUCCUGCAUUAAUCUGCUUGUCAAGUCAGGUUCAAUUGAAGCUUGUUAUGGACUCUAUCAUAUGGGCUUUUCGACACACUGAAAGAAAUAUUGCUGAAACUGGGUUGAACCUGUUACUGGAGAUGCUUAAGAAGUUUCAGGGCUCAGAGUUCUGCAAUCAGUUCUAUCGGACAUACUUUUUGACAAUUGAACAAGAGAUAUUUGCCGUCUUGACUGAUACUUUUCAUAAGCCCGGUUUCAAAUUACAUGUCUUGGUGCUUCAGCAUUUGUUCUGUUUGCUGGAAACUGGUGUCCUAACUGAACCUCUUUGGGAUGUUGCUACUAGUCCAUAUCCAUACUCGAGUAAUUCUGUGUUUGUACGUGAGUUUACCAUAAAACUUCUAAGUACUUCAUUUCCCAACAUGACCACAGCAGAGGUUACUCAAUUUGUUAAUGGACUCUUUGAGUCUACCAAUGAUCUAUCAACAUUUAAAGAUCAUAUACGAGAUUUCCUUAUUCAGUCCAAAGAAUUUUCAGCUCAGGAUAACAAAGAUCUAUAUGCUGAAGAGGCUGCGGCUCAGAGAGAGAGAGAACGGCAAAGAAUGCUUUCUAUUCCAGGGCUUAUUGCUCCGAGCGAGUUGCAAGAUGAAAUGGUGGACUCGUAG
This is a messenger RNA of Sphenostylis stenocarpa, 3198 nucleotides long. NCBI's taxonomy places the organism in Eukaryota, Viridiplantae, Streptophyta, Magnoliopsida, Fabales, Fabaceae. The record is from the annotation of a GenBank genome assembly.